AGUGUUUCGAUAGCAAACGAGACUCCUCACAAUGGAUGUAGAUGAUUUUUACUAUAAGGAAGCGGCUAGUAGUAGCAAUGCUAGCGGCAGUGGUCUGCAACAUUUGGGCCAUGGGCUGAAAGAGGAUGGACAAAUUGCAGUUUCAGUAUUCUUAAAGUUAUCCCUUCCCGGUUCUAACAUGUCGGAUAUCACUGGACUGUCCAAAUAUUCUCACCUUGCGCAGGUUGACAUAUCCUUCAAUAACAUAUGUGACCUGUCACCAUUAGGCUGCAUGAAACACCUUCUUUUCCUCGACGCCUCGCACAAUAAGAUCACGAAGGUGCUCGACUUUGCACCUCCGCACAACCUGAUACAGGCUAACUUGUCUUACAACGACAUAGAGGAGAUCUCUGAUCUUUCAGAGCACCCGUGCCUGAGAAAACUGGACCUGAGCAAUAUCCUUUUUUAG
Priapulus caudatus is the source of this 448-nucleotide messenger RNA. RefSeq names its product leucine-rich repeat and guanylate kinase domain-containing protein-like. The record is from RefSeq and is a predicted model, not a curated record. Bases 32 to 448 code for a protein of 138 amino acids. The transcript is spliced from 3 exons. NCBI's taxonomy places the organism in Eukaryota, Metazoa, Priapulida, Priapulimorpha, Priapulimorphida, Priapulidae. Gene Ontology annotation, molecular function: protein binding.